AUGAAAUAUGCUUUGCCUGGUAAUGAUAAUGGAAGCAGGGUUAUUAUCACAACACGCAAUGAAGUAGUAGCCCCAUGUGAUUUUGUCCAAAAGUUGGAAACUUGGUCUCAUGAUAUGGCUUAUGAGUUGUUUUCUAAAAAGAUACUUGGACGUGAUUUUAAGUGUCUUUGUCCUGAAGAGCUGGAGAAAUUAUCUCAUAAGAUUAUCCAAAAAUGUCAAGGCUUGCCUCUUGCAAUAAGGGCUAUUGCUGGUUUAUUAUCAAGAAAAAAUGUCCAAUCUGAAUGGCAAAAAGUUCUUGAUAAUAUCGAUUUUGAAUUCAAAACAAAUUCUCAACUCACAAGAAUUUUUCAAAUUCUUUCCCUUAGUUAUCAUGAUUUGCCUUACCACCUUAAACCUUGCUUUUUGUAUUUUGGUAUAUUUCCCGAAGAUUAUUUAAUUGAGAAAAACAAACUAUGUCGAUUAUGGAUUUCUGAGGGUUUUGUUCAAGCAAGGGAAAGCAAAACUGCAGAGGAAGAAGCUGAAGGUUACAUAAAUGAGCUUGUUGAAAGAAGUUUAGUUUGCUUUGAGAUAUUACACGGAACAGUGAAAGGUUGCAAGGUUCAUGAUUUGAUGCACGAAUUCAUCAUAUCAAAGGUAAAUGAUUUAUGUUUUUGCCAAAUUUUGAGCCAAAAAAAUUCAGAAUUUGAUGAAAACAAACAUCGUCGCUUGUCAAUCUGUGGAAGCAUACCAGCAACUGUUGGAAAUAUUGUGAAUAUUUUAACAAAAUAUAUAAGUGUCUUAGUGUGUGUGAGUUGGAAAGAGUCCCACAUGGGAUAUGAACCCUCAUUGACAAGGUAUCGUUCCUCUUUUAUUUUGCUAGCAGUUUACUCAACAGCAACUAUAACUAACAAAAUCCAACAGUUCACGGGUGUUCGCUCGAUUUUACUUUUAAACAUCAAUGGCAUUGAGCUGAUUGACAAGUCCUUUUGGAUUGCUUUAUUUAAAAGUUCAAAGCUUUUGAAAGUUUUGGACUUUGAAAAUGCACCUCUUGAUUAUCUUCCAAAGGAAGUGGGAAAUUUGUUUCAAUUGAGGUACUUGAAUUUGAAAGAUACAAAUAUCAAAGUUCUUCCCGAGUCUAUAUGUAACCUACAUGAUCUACAAUAUUUGAAUCUUGAGAAUACCCAAGUGGAUAAGCUUCCAAAAUCCAUUGGCAAGCUUCGUAAUCUACGUUUUCUGAAUAUUUUGUAUGCCUUUGUAUGGGAGCUUCCAUUGGAGAUUAAUAAGCUUUGCAAUCUUCGACAAGUUUUUGCUUCACGUAAAGAGGAUACUCAAGCCAAUUUGUCUGCGGUAAAGAUACAAGAAGGAUUUAGUUAUUUGGAGAAUUUAGAAAUUCUUAUGCAUGUGGAAGUGCAUCAAGAUGUGAUUGGUUUCAUAAAUGAGUUGAAGAAUUUGAGCAAUUUGAAGAUGUUGGGUGUUUCAAAUUUGACUAAAGAAACAUCUAGAGCUAUAUGUGAUGUCUCUAAGAGGUUGAAUCACCUUCACACUUUGAUUCUGAGUGUUGGUGAUGUUGAUGAGAUUCUAGAUUUGGAACCGAUUUCAUCAUCUCCUCCUCCAUUGUUGCAUACGCUUUACUUGUCAGGUCAACUAAACAAGUUCCCUCACUGUUUAUUAGAUUUUAAUAAUUUGAUGAUGUUGGCAUUACGUCUCUCAAAAUUGACACAGAAUCCACUGAAAUAUCUAAAGGAUUUGCCCAAUCUGAUAUGCCUUCUUUUGAUAGACAACUCGUACGAAGGAGAGCAACUACACUUUGAGGAAGGUAGUUUUCCAAAACUCAAUGAGAUUCGCUUUAGAAAUUUGCCUGAGUUGAAGUUUAUGAAGAUAGAUAAAGGAGCGUUACCACUCCUUAAAGUGCUGAUUAUCGAAUCUUGUCCACUUAUUGAGGAGGUUCCUUCUGGCAUUCAGUAUCUAACAAAGUUAAAAAAACUUUGUAUUUGGAACAUGCCCAAGCCUUUUGUGGAUCGAGUGCUGUCGAAUGAGGGCACUGAUUAUUCCAAAAUUCAACAUAUACCAAUAGUGGACAUUAUCUAA
Cannabis sativa is the source of this 2067-nucleotide messenger RNA. RefSeq names its product disease resistance protein RPM1. The transcript is spliced from 2 exons. Gene Ontology annotation, molecular function: ADP binding. The coding region runs from base 1 to 2067 and encodes 688 amino acids. Lineage: Eukaryota; Viridiplantae; Streptophyta; Magnoliopsida; Rosales; Cannabaceae. The record is from RefSeq and is a predicted model, not a curated record. Gene Ontology annotation, biological process: defense response to other organism.